Messenger RNA from Nicotiana tabacum (common tobacco), 786 nucleotides. The record is from RefSeq and is a predicted model, not a curated record. NCBI's taxonomy places the organism in Eukaryota, Viridiplantae, Streptophyta, Magnoliopsida, Solanales, Solanaceae.
AUGGUCACAGUCAGAACACUCAAUAGCGUGGCAGCUUCAAAGAACUGGUUUUUAUACCAAAUGGAUGUAAACAAUACUUUUCUUCAAGGAGAUUUACAUGAAAAAAUCUAUAUGGAUUUGCCUCAAGGUUUUCAUAGACAGGGGAAGUAUAGGAGAGAAGGUUGUAUUGUGAUUAUUUUAAUCUAUGUUGAUGAUCUACUUAUUACUGGGAGUGACAAGGACCUCAUUGAUGGGGCUAAGCAGACCUUACACAACAAUUUCAAGGUCAAAGAUCUUGGAGAACUCAAGUAUUUCUUGGGCAUUAAAGUGUUGAGAUCAAAACAAGGGAUACUUCUCAAUCAGAGAAAGUAUGCCUUAAAACUAGUUUAUGAUGUUGGACUUAAUGGUGCAAAACCAUCCACAACACCACUUGAAGCCAAUACUAGACUAACCACUGUUGAAUUUGACAAAUUAAUAGGUGACACUGAUGAUCCUUUGCUAGAAGACAUAUGCAGUUAUCAAAAAUUGGUUGGGAAACUGAUUUAUAUUACCAUCACACGCCCAGAUAUUUGCUUCACAUUUCAAGUACUCAGUCAGUUCAUGAAGCAACCAAAGAGGUCACACUGGGAAGCAGCAUUGAGAGUGGUAAGGUACAUCAAAGGUUGUCCUGGUUUAGGGGUUUUUCUAAGCCAGACCUCAGCUACUCACUUAACAGUCUAUUGCGAUUCUGACUGGGCAACAUGUCCUAAUACUAGGCGCUCAGUCACGGGAUAUGUCAUUAAGCUAGGUGACUCCCUGAUCUCAUGA